AUGAUGAUCGAUGAGAAAGAAGGGACUUCUGAUGUAACAUCUUCCUUCUGUAAGGAAUGGUUCAAGGACGCUCGUUCUGUCCUCGUUCUUGGUGAUGGGAAUUUCAGUUUCUGUCUUGCGGUCGCCGAAGCGGAGCCUAACCUCCUCAUUACAGCAACGGUGCUGGAUUCGGAAGCGGAAUUCAUGGCCCGUUACCCUUGUAAUCCUAAUGUAGAACUACUUCGACAACAUAGUAAUGUGAAGCUAAUGUUUUCCAUCGACGCUACCGCAUUACCCGAGGAGUGGGCUGGUAAAUUCCACUACAUUGUGAUGAAUUUCCCACAUCCGGGAGGAAAAACCAAUCUCAGGAAAAGUCGGCACUUAGCCAGUGCAAUUUUUCAUGGAGUAAGUCGAAUAAUGACAGUGGAAACUGAGUUCUACCUUGCCUUAGCGCAAGGUCAAGCGGGUGUCCAGAACAAUGUGGGGACAAUAUGGACGAGUUCUGCGCCAGCACAUGAGCGGGACAGCUGGCAGGUGCUAUACCUUGCUGCUGACGAAGGUUUGCUACUUGUGGAUGCGUGCGCUUUCCCUGCCGGAGCUUUCGUAGGAUACUCUUCUUCGGGAUACAAAUCUUCAGCGAGGGGAUUCAACAACUCUAAAGGAGCGCAAAGGCUGCUGUUUCGGAAAUCCCCAGUUCUUAGAUCGUUACGUGAAGUUUCCUCCAUUGGAUGUGUCCACCGGGAUUUCCACAUAUUUCGGCCAUACUUCUUCCACGAUGUUUCUUUCCUGUUUUCCAGAGAUAUUCAACAAGACGAAGAAAUUGUCUUUGAAAUGUUACGAAGUCUCACCGGCUCAGCAGUUAUCAACAUUGAAGAAAUAAAAGCGCUCAGGUCCAUGUGUCCUAGCCCAUAUCUACCGAAUAGGAUCUAUCGUUUGACUUGGCAGGUCGUAGCUGUUGCCGUUGGAAAGCAAUUAUGUAACGACUUACAAGAGCAGCUCCGUAGCCAGAUCCAAAUCGCUAUAAAGGAUCGUGACCUACCUCUAAUCCUCACUUGA
This is a messenger RNA of Necator americanus (New World hookworm), 1035 nucleotides long. RefSeq lists its product as uncharacterized. Bases 1 to 1035 code for a protein of 344 amino acids. The record is from RefSeq and is a predicted model, not a curated record. Gene Ontology annotation, molecular function: rRNA (uridine-N3-)-methyltransferase activity. NCBI's taxonomy places the organism in Eukaryota, Metazoa, Nematoda, Chromadorea, Rhabditida, Ancylostomatidae. Gene Ontology annotation, biological process: rRNA base methylation. The transcript has 2 exons.